Molecule: messenger RNA, 1215 nt
Organism: Rosa rugosa (rugosa rose)
Lineage: Eukaryota; Viridiplantae; Streptophyta; Magnoliopsida; Rosales; Rosaceae
Exons: 3
Coding region: 1-1215 (404 amino acids)
Source: RefSeq, a predicted model, not a curated record
AUGAACAAUUUGUGGGAUCAAAUUCGACGGUCUCAGGAUGAAGAUGAUGAAGAGAUGAUGGCCACCAACGCCAUUGUCAUCGCUGCAGUCGCAGAAGAAUCUGGAAACCAACACCGAGGGCGGGGUUCUCAUCCGGGUCGUGCACCAAAUGAGGAACGACUUAGAGAAGAAAGGGGCAAAGGUAUGUUGGCCGACUACUUUGUCGACCGGCCAGUGUUCAAAGAUCCGGUGUUCCGAACACGUUACAGGAUGAGUCUCAAUCUCUUCAAGCGUAUAUCUACUGACCUUUGCCAGUAUGAUCGUUACUUUGUUCAAAGGUCAGAUGCUACCGGCAAAGUCGGACUGCUUCCGGAGCAGAAGAUGACAGCUGCCUUGCGAAUGCUUGCUUACGAAUACCUCCGCGCUCCUACUACAGCCGACCUCAGACGACUUCUUGCCAAAGCUGAGAUGAGAGGUUUUCCAGGAAUGAUUGAGAGCAUCGACUGUAUGCAUUGGCAAUGGAAGAAUUGUCAGACAGGUUGGGCUGGAGAAUAUAGUGGUAGGAAACAGAUCUCCACUAUCAUCCUGGAAGCAGUCGCAUCUUACGACACCUGGAUUUGGCACGCAUUCUUUGAAAUGCCCGGGGCAUGCAACGACCUGAACGUCUUGGCAAAGUCUUCGUUGUUUGAUGAGCUUACUGCCGGUAGAGCACCUCUAAUCCAAUUCCAAGUUAACAACAGAGCUCACAAUCUAGGGUACUAUCUCGCCGACGGUAUUUAUCCUCGAUGGGCGACUUUCUUGAAAACUGUUCGAAAUCCUACACGCCCCAAGGAAAUCGAGUUUGCAAAGGCUCAAGAGGGGUAUAGGAAGGAUGUAGAAAGAUGUUUUGGUAUAUUACAGUCACGAGCUCACAAUCUAGGGUACUAUCUCGCCGACGGUAUUUAUCCUCGAUGGGCGACUUUCUUGAAAACUGUUCGAAAUCCUACACGCCCCAAGGAAAUCGAGUUUGCAAAGGCUCAAGAGGGGUAUAGGAAGGAUGUAGAAAGAUGUUUUGGUAUAUUACAGUCACGGUUUGGUAUUGUUAGAGGAGCUGCUCGUGGGUGGCAUAAAGAGGACCUUCGAUACAUUAUGUUGACGUGUAUUAUAUUACACAACAUGAUUGUCGAAAAUGAACGACCUGAAGACAGCGAUGAUGAGUUGGAGUCCGAUGAUGAGGAUGAGGCCCAGGAUUGCUGA